AUGAUCAUCAUCAGGCGCGUGCCCAAAGUAAAGCCUCCCGGAACAACCAUUUUUUUAAGCAAAGCUGCCCACUUCAAGUCCACUUAUUUUGCUGGCGGCUCGUCGCAUAGCCGCUGCUGCUACUCUGCACGCAGAAAUGACGACGAAGAAAGAGUAGCACCCAAACAAGAAGAAACUCAACAAAAGAAACACAACUCGGAAAAAAAAACAAACGACAAACAUAGCGACAUGUGGAGCUUUCUAGCCUUUGAAAAAAACAUCACCUUCUUUUCGGUCAAUUUUUACAUUCUCCUUGCUGCCGUCCUGGCGUUGCACUUUUACAACAAGGCGAACGAAACGAACAGGACCAGCCAAGUGGACCAAGCAAAAGAGCGUGAGCGCAAAAAUUUGCUCGAAAUGGAAAAUAAAAGAAAAAAAUUGCAAAACUGA
This is a messenger RNA of Plasmodium cynomolgi strain B, 429 nucleotides long. RefSeq lists its product as hypothetical. The coding region runs from base 1 to 429 and encodes 142 amino acids. NCBI's taxonomy places the organism in Eukaryota, Apicomplexa, Aconoidasida, Haemosporida, Plasmodiidae. The record is from RefSeq and is a predicted model, not a curated record. The transcript has a single exon.